AUGGAGCGGCGCUCGCGGCCGACCGGAGUCCAAAGCUUGCCGGCGAGCCCGACUAGAACAGACGCACGGCGAUGGUCGCGAUUGACCGGAUUCCAGAGCCCCUCACGGCGGCGGCGGAGGGCCACUCACAGCAUCGUCUCACCCGCGGUCGACCGGAUGGAACACCUCGUUGAGGGUAGUGUUGUGCAAGGGACAGUCGGUCCAAUCCAAAAGCCAAAAGCUCGAGGUGUCGAUCCAAAAGUCAAAAACUGGAGGUGUCGAGGCGUCAAUCCAUUUUGGGUCGACUUUUCUUUGAAGGGUUGGCAGGUAUACAUAAAAGGAAUGCAAAUGUUAAGCAAUAGAAAUCAGAUUAUCAAGAGAGCCGAGAGUGUUUUUGUGUGCGGGUUUGGUGUCAAGAAAAAUUAUUCCGAGAUUCACUUUGUUUAUCCGAGUGGACUUAUAACAACCUGA
Messenger RNA from Striga asiatica, 450 nucleotides. The record is from the annotation of a GenBank genome assembly. Lineage: Eukaryota; Viridiplantae; Streptophyta; Magnoliopsida; Lamiales; Orobanchaceae.